Tupaia belangeri chinensis (Chinese tree shrew) is the source of this 5888-nucleotide messenger RNA. It is a transcript of the gene VASH1, whose product is annotated as vasohibin 1. Gene Ontology annotation, cellular component: cytoplasm. The transcript is spliced from 7 exons. Gene Ontology annotation, biological process: regulation of angiogenesis. The record is from RefSeq and is a predicted model, not a curated record. NCBI's taxonomy places the organism in Eukaryota, Metazoa, Chordata, Mammalia, Scandentia, Tupaiidae. The coding region runs from base 926 to 2020 and encodes 364 amino acids.
GCACGGCGCCGCGCCAGCUGCCCGCCGCCCGCUCGCUGAGUCGCGUGGGGCUGGGGACCGGCAGAGCCUUGGCGCUUGCAACCUUCCCCCCUCCUCGCGGCGCCCUUUGGCCUUCUGGGGGCUCCGCUACUGCCGGGGGAACGAGGAAACUGGGGGCCCAGACAAAGCCCACUUUGUGCGGGGAGUUGGCUGCGGGCGUGGAAUGUGUGCGUCGGCGCGCGCCGGCUCCCCGGGCCCCGCUAGCUGCGAGUCUCGGCUCCCGGACUGGUCUCGUCGAGUCGGAUAAAUCGUCCUCCAGAGCCAUCCUCCCACUGUGGGGUCUGGCCUUGGAGCUCACACUGCCCCGAGUCUCCUCUGUCUCUCCCUUCUCCCUCCCCUCCCCGCUUUCCCCGCCUCCCCCCCCCAACCUCCCGGGGGCGCACGCAGGUGUGAGCUUGCGAGGGUUUUGUAGAGGAAUUUGUUCUUUUUAGAACUGGGACCUGGGGACCCCAGUUCCCCGGGCACGCGUGCCUUGAUCCUUUUUGUCUGCGGCCGCAGUUCUGAGCUCUGUGGCCUCAGUUUCCCUCCCCGACUUGUUUCCUCUCCAGCUCAGCCGUGCGCGUCAUUGUUCUCGCUGUCAAAUGGGGGUGCUUUGUGAAGGCUGCCAAGUUAGGGUGUGUUCUCUCUAUCCCAUUUUUCAAACAAAACGCCUCUAAGGCUGACCCCGGGUAACCCACCCCCUAACCCUCUCUUCAAGUUGUUGCACUGAUUUUUUUUUAAUCGAGUAGUAGUUUAUUGUAUAGGAGCCACGCCCUGGUUUCUUAAAGGCGCCUUGCACUCUGUUUGGCCAUGUGUUGUCUCUGCAGCUCGAGUGUGGGAGGCCUCCUGUGAGCCCCUAAUUUUUUCCCGCCUCUUGAUUCCAUCCACCCCCAUCAAGAAUUUAGGGAUGCCAGGUGGAAAAAAAGUGGUCGGGGGUGGCAGCAGCAGUGCUUCCCCAACUGCCAAUGCCCCACCAGCCUCUGGGGUCAGGCGUUUGGAAACCAGCGAAGGGGCCUCAGCCCAGAGAGAUGAGGAACCCGAGGAAGAAGGGGAAGAGGACCUGCGAGAUGGAGGCGUCCCCUUCUUUGUCAACCGGGGCGGACUGCCUGUGGAUGAAGCCACCUGGGAAAGGAUGUGGAAGCACGUGGCUAAGAUCCACCCCGAUGGAGAGAAGGUGGCGCAGCGGAUCCGUGGGGCCACGGAUUUGCCCAAGAUUCCCAUACCAAGUGUGCCUACGUUCCAGCCGUCCACACCCGUCCCGGAGCGCCUGGAAGCCGUGCAGCGCUACAUCAGGGAGCUGCAGUACAAUCACACAGGGACACAAUUCUUUGAAAUUAAGAAGAGCAGACCUCUGACAGGGCUGAUGGACCUGGCCAAGGAAAUGACCAAAGAGGCUCUGCCAAUCAAAUGCCUGGAAGCCGUGAUCCUGGGAAUUUACCUCACCAACAGCAUGCCCACCCUGGAACGCUUCCCCAUCAGCUUCAAGACCUACUUCUCAGGGAACUACUUCCGCCACAUCGUGCUGGGGGUGAACUUCGGGGGCCGCUACGGCGCCCUGGGCAUGAGCCGGCGCGAGGACCUGAUGUACAAGCCGCCGGCCUUCCGCACGCUCAGCGACCUCGUGCUGGACUACGAGGCCGCCUACGGCCGCUGCUGGCACGUGCUGAAGAAGGUCAAGCUCGGCCAGUGCGUGUCCCACGACCCGCACAGUGUGGAGCAGAUCGAGUGGAAGCACUCCGUCCUGGACGUGGAGAGGCUGGGCCGCGACGACCUCCGCAAGGAGCUGGAGCGCCACGCCCGCGACAUGCGGCUCAAGAUUGGCAAAGGGACGGGCCCUCCCUCUCCCACCAAGGACCGGAAGAAGGAUGUUUCUUCCCCACAGCGGGGCCAGUCCAGCCCCCACCACAGGAACAGCCGCAGCGAGAGACGGCCCUCGGGUGAGAAGAAGCCUUCUGAGCCCAAAGCCAUGCCAGACCUCAACGGGUACCAGAUCCGAGUGUGAGGCAGGUGCCAGCUCCACAGGCCUCACCUGCUUCUGGGGACCAGGGCUCACCUGCUGGAACCAGCCUGGCUAUGGAGAAGCAGGGGCUGGUGAAGAAGUGGGGCAGGGCUGAGGGAGAGUGCGUUCCAGCUCCGCCCCCAAAGCUGUUUCUCCUUCCACUGAGCCAAACCCCCUGACUGUGGGCAGGGAGGCAGUAAAUUUUUGGGGGUGGGGGAGAGUUUUUAACUCUACAACUGAAACUUACGGUAUUUGGGAGAAACUUAAGACAAAUGGAUCUGCUGAUGGCCAGAAGGCCAUUGCUAGGAGAUCUAAGUGUCAUGGGGCUGUGUGAGGAGGUGCUAGCUCUUCUGGUGCCUCCACCCUGGCGUCUCUGUGAUUUGGGUGCAUCCUAUCUAUGGGAAGUAGCCCAGCCCUACCAGGCCUGUGGCGGGGGUGGGGCUGAGGAGUGCAGGGGUGUCUCCUGUUCUGCCUGCCCUGGCAGAAUUUAACCCAGGGAAAGGGAAGCAGGGUAGGAAUUGUCCUGAGAGGGGUCCUUGUGUAGCUCGCAAGUCAGGAGCUUAGCACAGGCCACAACUGCCCCAAGGGCAAAAGUCAGUGGCUCAGCAGAGCACUGGGGCCUUGGCAGCCCCCACUUGCAGUGCUGUGUGGGUCGUCCUGCCUCCAGUGCAGCCCCAGGCUGCAGGGGUGUUGUGGGAGAGCCUGGGGAAGGACACAGGGUGAAGAGUCCUGGCCCUUGCUGGUCUGCUUACUCAGCCCCUGCUCUGCCUGCUGCUGCAGCCAGGGGCCCCCGGCACAGGAGUUGAGCUUUAUGCAGGGCCCAGACUUGCACUGGGGUCAGCAUGACGGGACUGAGCAGAGCCGGGUGCCGGUCUGAGAACUGUGACUGGGCAUGGGGACCGGGUGGACACUCAGUGCCAGUGAUGGCCUCUGCAGGCCCCAUUUCUGCAUGGCAGCUCUUGCUGGCAAAAUCAGGAAGAACCCAGGAUGCUUGGGCUGGGACCGCCUCCUGCAUCUAGCAGUCCACCCAGGCUUGGGUGGCAGUGAGGGCCAGGCCUGUGGCUUGCCUUAGUUCCUCACAGGGCCCUGUGGAGAGGAGCCGGAGCAGCUGGGGUCAUCCAUAGCCUGCCCGCCAGGCAUGAGAUGCUUGGCAGGAAGCGAGGGGUCCCUGCCAAUAGGGAGUGGAGAGAGGUCGGCAGGGCUGGGAGUCGGUUUUGGAGGCUCAGGUCACAGAGGUGUAGGAGGAGGGCACAGUGCAGCCCCUGAGGUGGGACAGAGUCCAAGACUGAGAGGCGUAAGUGAGAAAGGAUGUGAGGGAGAGGGUAGGGCCAGGCUGCCCUGGGGAGUGGCGAGUUCGCUGCCGCAAAGACUAAAUGGCUACUUGUCAGGAAGCUGUAGAGAGGAUUCAGGUUGUGGAAGGGUGGCUGGAUGAGGUGGCCAUUAAGGUUUCUUUUUACUGAGGCUGAGUUGGUCAUGGCCAGCUGUCACUGAGGCUACAGAGAGGGUUGGGGCCUGAGUAAGUUGGGAUCAGAAUUAGGGUUGUAAACUCAAAUGCCCAAGGGACUGCAGGUGACAAAAGGGAGGGCCGCAGGGCUGGGUGGGGACUGUGGCAAACUGCAGAGGUCACAGUUAACCCCAUUAAAGGGGCUAUUGCUGCCUAGGGGUUCUCACAGUGCAGGCCCUGUAUUGCCAGAUUUGUCCGAUCUUUCAGAGGUCAGAACUCUGAACUGUCAUGUAAAAUGUGAUUUUUGUUUUUAAUGUUGGCAAUCAGUUCAAAACAUGUUAAAGCCUCAGUACCGGUGAAAGUGUGCCGGUUUGCGACCUCUGGAGUAGGGAGAGCUUGAGCUGGGGAGAGGUCUACUGAGGUACUUUGGGGUAGGAGGGUGUGGAAGUUCUGUGCUUCCCAGAGCUGGGCUGCAGGGGGGCAGGUCCUUGCAGCUUAGGAGAAGAACCGCUGCUGGGACUCCUCCAAGACUGGGCCGCUGCCCUGGGUUCAUCCUCUUGGCUCUCCUCGUAGACCAGAGAGAACUCAGAGACCCCCUGCAGCUGCUGGGUCACCAGAGCGGGUAGAGUGGGGAUGGAGAGGCUCUCGGCCAGCCAGGAGAUGGAUGGCCAGGGGCAGGAUGCCUAUACUCAGCGCGUCCGGCAAGGAAGACACCGGCAGCUGGCAGCUUUUCAAACCACCAGCUCUUGGACCAAAGCAGACCUGGCAGGGCCUGGCCAGGGGCACCCAGAAGGCCAGCUGGUCCAGUCCCUUGCCUCACUAGAGCCCUGAUGGGGCCAGCUGGGUCUAGGGGGGUUCCUAACCUCCCUCCUGGGCUAUAACCCGGCCAGAUCCAUUGGAGGGGCAUGGUGACCCUGACACCAUUCCAUUUCCAUGUCACUGGGGAAUGGUGGUCUUCAGGUUUCUGCAUUUGCCUAGGAGGUGUGAGGCCUCUCUGGGUCAGGAUGUGGCCCCAGAAGCUCUGGGAACUUCCUGGGAAGGGCUGGGUUCCAGGGCAGGGGAUGAGUGACCUGGGAGCUGAGAGAUGUGGGGGAAGUGUCUCCUGGUUGGAGCCCCAGAAGGCGCUCUCGCCCCAGGAUCCUGGAGCCCUCUGGGGAGGGGGGAGGGACAGAAGGAAGCCCCGCCCCAUCCUGGGGAGGGGAGAGCUGACCCCAGAGGGUCUUCUCCCGGCACUCAGCUUCCUGAGCUGAGACCUUGGGCUGUGGACAGGACACAGAGGUGCUUUUUCAUUUAUGUUCACGAUUUCUCAUAUGUAGCAACCCCGCCUCCCCUCCUGGGCGUGUUUACACAGGCCCUGCUCUCUGGGGAGGGGCUGGCCUGGCUGCAAGGUAUCUGGGGAGGCAGAGAGGCAGGGGCUUCGGGGCCUUAGUCACCACCCAUGCAUCACUUCACCUCACUCCCUGUGAGGGACAGGUACCUGGCUGACGUGGCCCCAGCUCUUCUGCCCCAGGUGGGGGCUGCUGGCUGGGGAGGGUCCAGGUGAAUCAGGUCAGAGGAAGCUGCUUGGUGAGGGUGGGCUGGAUGGGGGGGUGACCAUGUGGUCUCCCCAAAGCCUGGCUCCGUGUGUUAGGUGCCAGGGUCGGAACCCUGGGAAGCCGGGUGUGAAGCGCCUUCCUGUUCUCCGGACAGCCAGUCCUCUCCCUCCAGGGCCUCAGUGCAUUCUCACAGUCCCCUCAGCCAUCAUGCCAGCCGUCCCGUCCUCACCCAGGCUUGGCCAAGUGGGGAAGCAGCAGCCCUCUGGCCUGGGGUUGGGAUGAUAAAGCCCAGGACCAAGGCUUAGAGAAACAGAAAGGGCCAAGUUGACCACAUCUGAUUUCCAGGCCUUUUGUCAUCUCGGGCCCCGCCCCUUCCAGCUCUGACUUGACUUCCUGGCUCAGGAGUGGGGUCCAGUGCCCAGAGGCGUGUGCUCGUGUGCCUGGGUCUCCUGCCCAGAACAUUUCCUGGCUUAGCUGCUGCAGCACCCCCAGGCCUCGAACAGGGGGGCCUGUGCACUGAGUCCAAUGUACCGAAGAUGGGGACCAGUUCUCUAAGGGGCACGGGUGGGAGGAGGUCCACCCCACAGGGUCCCAUCGCCUCCUACCGACUGGCUGCCAUGGUGCUAGCUGCAAGGCCAUCAGUAUUGACCCCCUUGCCCUGUCUUGGUGCUCCAGAGCCCCAAGUUCCCUUUUCCUUCAAGUGUGGCGAGAGGAGAGCCCCGGAUGAUGGCCGUGCCUCCCUUCAGCUGCCUUUGGCUGUGUGCUGUACUAGACUCUGUUCUUCCUGUUCUCGUCAGUAUUCACUUUUACACUUCGUCUCAUUCCUGUUCUCACUUCUCCCUGGAAUGAAUAAAGUCUCCCCAGCUCCGGUGUGUGGGCCGGGCAGAAACCA